UGUGGCGCUGAGCUGAGUACUAGGCGAUGUAUGGGCUGGUCUUUGUGAAGAAGCGGCAGUGCCUGCGAGAGGCGCAGGGCCAGCUGGAAUUGGGCAGAAGCGGCGGGUCGGAGCAGGGUCCAGGCUCGUCUUGCGCCUUGCCUAGUUUGCACAGAGCAUGAUGACGAACGAUCUCUCCCCUUCCCUCCUUCCCCUGUUGGCGGCGCCUUUCGCCUUUCGCAGUGACGGCCUAUGACUCGUACAUGAGUGCGCCGCUCAACGGCGCCGGCUCGAAGGAUGCGUACGGCUACGGCGACGACGCCUACGGCUCGUACGCCGACGAUGCUGCGCUGGGCGACGAGGAGGAGUUUGACUCGCCCGACGACGAGAUCGGGCAGGAAGACCUCUGGGACGUGAUCCGCGCCUUCUUCGACGAGAACGGCCUCGUGCAGCAGCAGUUGGCGAGCUUUAACGAGUUCGUCAACAACACGAUGCAGGAGCUCGUUGAGGAGGUCAAGAGCAUCACGCUCGAGCAGCUCGAUCAGCACACCGGCUUCGCAGGCGACUGCACUCGUCGCUACGAGAUCGAGUUCGGGCAGAUCUACCUCUCGCGUCCACAGAUGACCGAGUCCGACGGCAGCUCGGCAGAAAUGUGGCCGCAGGAGGCACGGCUACGUAACCUGACCUAUGCUGCUCCGCUCUUCCUGGACAUGAAGCAGCGGCGUCUCGUCCAGCACGAGGAUCCCAACAUGAUCGAUGAUGCCACCGGCGACCGAUUGUGGGUCGACGACGACAACUACACGCCGCCGUCGGACAAAGAUGACCCGAAGAUCUUCAUCGGCAAGGUGCCGAUCAUGCUGCAGUCCGAGUUCUGCUGGCUCAAGGGCCUCGAGGAGGAGCGCAUGUACCAGCUCAAGGAGUGCCCGCUCGACUCGGGCGGCUACUUCGUCAUCAACGGCUCGGAGAAGGUGCUGAUCGCGCAGGAGCGCAUGGCUGCGAACCACGUCUACGUCUUCACCAAGCCUGCGCCGUCGGCGUACACGCACCUGGCCGAGAUCCGCAGUGCCGUCGAGAAGGGCGGCAAGACGAUCAGCUCGAUGCAGAUCAAGCUCUUCGCGCGGCACAAGGAGAAGGCCACGCACAACGCCAUGCGCGCCACGCUGCCCUACAUCCGCGCCGACAUUCCGAUUGUCAUCGUGUUCCGUGCGCUCGGCAUCGUGCCAGACCGCGAGGUGCUGCAGCACAUCUGCUACGACGACAACGACACGGCCAUGCUCGAGCUGCUCAAGCCGUGCAUUGAGGAGGCGUUCGUCGUGCAGGACCGCGAGUUUGCGCUCGACUUCAUCGGGCGGCGAGGCGGCGGCACGGGCCUGAGCAAGAACAAGCGGCAGCAGUACGCGCAGGACAUCCUGCAGAAGGAGGUGCUGCCGCACAUCUCCAUCUCCGAGGGCGCCAGCACGAAGAAGGCCUACUUCUUCGGCUACAUGGUGCACCGCCUGCUGCUGGCCGCGCUCGAGCGGCGCGAGAUCGACGAUCGUGACCACUUCGGCAAGAAGCGUCUCGACCUUGCCGGUCCGCUGCUCUCGGGCCUGUUCCGCAUGCUCUUCCGGAAGCUCACGCGCGACAUCUACCGGCAUCUGCAGAAGUGCGUCGAGGAGCAGAAGGAGUUCUUCCUCGAGGCCGCCGUCAAGUCGAGCACGAUCACCAACGGCCUCAAGUACUCGCUCGCCACGGGCAACUGGGGCGACCAGAAGAAGUUCAUGCAGGCCAAGGCCGGCGUGUCGCAGGUGCUGAACCGCUACACGUUCGCGUCGACGCUGUCGCACUUGCGGCGCUGCAACACGCCCAUCGGGCGCGACGGCAAGAUCGCCAAGCCGCGCCAGCUGCACAACACGCACUGGGGCAUGGUGUGCCCGGCCGAGACGCCCGAAGGCCAGGCGUGCGGUCUCGUCAAGAACCUCAGUCUCAUGUCGCUCAUCUCCGUCGGCUCGCCGUCGGCGCCAAUCAUCGAGUUUCUCGAGGAGUUCGGCCUGGACAGCCUCGUGGACAUGCGCCGCGAGGACGCGCGCGCAACGAAGAUCUUCGUCAAUGGUGUCUGGCAGGGCACGCACGGCGAUCCGACGAGCCUCGUCGAGACGCUGCGCGACCUGCGCCGCAAGGACGACAUCACCAUGGAGGUCAGCGUCGUGCACGACAUUCGCGAGAAGGAGCUGCGUCUCUACACCGACGCCGGCCGCGUGCUGCGGCCGCUCUUCAUCGUCAACCCGCACGACAAGACGCUGUGCAUCAAGAAGCAGCACAUGCAGUGGCUCUCCGACGGGUACAAGCCCGACGGCACGCCGUUCGCAUGGACGCAGCUGCUGCAGGAGGGCGUGAUCGAGUACCUCGACGCCGAGGAGGAGGAGAUCGUCAUGAUCGCCAUGAGCUGCUCCGACCUCGAGUACUCGCGCGCCCACAACGCCAACCCGGCGUGGGAGCGCGACAGCGGCGGCGACCCGUCGGCGCGUCUCGUCUCGCUGCACACCUAUGCGCCCGACACCUGGACGCACUGCGAGAUUCACCCGGCCAUGAUCCUGGGCAUUUGCGCCAGCAUCAUUCCGUUCCCGGACCACAACCAGAGUCCGCGCAACGUGUACCAGUCGGCGAUGGGCAAGCAGGCGAUGGGCGUGUACCUGACCAACUACCAGAUGCGCAUGGACACGAUGGCCAACAUCCUCUACUACCCGCAGCGGCCGCUGGCGACGACGCGCUCGAUGGAGCACCUCAAGUUCCGCGAGCUGCCGGCCGGCCAGAACGCCAUCGUGGCAAUUCUCUGCUACUCGGGCUACAACCAGGAAGACUCGGUCAUCAUGAACCAGUCGUCGAUCGACCGCGGCCUCUUCCGCUCGCUCUACUACCGCUGCUACACGGACAUGGAGAAGAAGGCGGGCAUGGUCGAGAUGGAGGUCUUUGAGAAGCCGAUGCGCGAGACGACGAUCCGGCUCAAGCACGGCACGUACGACAAGAUCGACCUCGACGGCCUGUGUGCGCCCGGCACGCGCGUCUCGGGCGAGGACAUCAUCAUCGGCAAGACGACGCCGCUGCCCGGCGACUCGGAGGAGCUGGGCCUGCGCAGCAAGCUGCACACGAAGCGCGACGUCAGUGUGCCGCUGAAGAGCACCGAGUCGGGCAUCGUCGACCAGGUGCUCGUCACGACGAACGGCGAGGGCGUCAAGUUCGUCAAGGUGCGCGUGCGCUCGACGAGGAUACCGCAGACGGGCGACAAGUUUGCCUCGCGCCACGGCCAGAAGGGCACCGUCGGCAUCUGCUACCGGCAGGAGGACAUGCCGUUCACCGUCGAGGGCGUGACGCCCGACAUCAUCAUCAACCCGCACGCCAUUCCGUCGCGCAUGACGAUCGGCCACUUGGUCGAGUGUCUGCUGUCGAAGGUUGCCACGCUGUCCGGCCAGGAGGGCGACGCCACGCCCUUCACCGACCUCACCGUCGACGCGGUCAGCACGAUUCUGCGGCAGCUCGGCUACCAGUCGCGCGGCCUCGAGGUCAUGUACAACGGCCACACGGGGCGCAAGCUGCAGGCGCAGGUCUACCUCGGCCCGACGUACUACCAGCGCCUCAAGCACAUGGUCGACGACAAGAUCCACUCGCGCGCCCGCGGCCCCGUGCAGAUCCUCACGCGCCAGCCCGUCGAGGGCCGCAGUCGCGACGGCGGCCUGCGCUUCGGCGAGAUGGAGCGCGACUGCAUGAUUGCGCACGGCAUGAGCGCCUUCCUCAAGGAGCGCAUGUACACGGCGUCCGACGCGUACCAGAUCCACGUCUGCGACACGUGCGGCCUCAUUGCCGUCGCCAACCUCAAGAAGAACACGUACGACUGCCGCUCGUGCAAGAACCGCACGGCCAUCUCGAAGAUCUUCAUCCCAUACGCGGCCAAGCUCCUCUUCCAGGAGCUCAUGGCGAUGGGCGUCGCCUCGAGACUCUAUUAAUGCCCGGCCGCCGGCACACGGCCACCUGUUCGACACCCCUCCUCAUCAUCGCAGCCCACUCUCUUCUC
Molecule: messenger RNA, 4027 nt
Organism: Tilletiopsis washingtonensis
Lineage: Eukaryota; Fungi; Basidiomycota; Exobasidiomycetes; Entylomatales
Product: beta and beta-prime subunits of DNA dependent RNA-polymerase
Exons: 4
Coding region: 243-3959 (1238 amino acids)
Biological process (GO): DNA-templated transcription
Cellular component (GO): RNA polymerase II, core complex
Molecular function (GO): DNA binding; DNA-directed RNA polymerase activity; ribonucleoside binding
Source: RefSeq, a predicted model, not a curated record